Messenger RNA from Gossypium arboreum, 1389 nucleotides. Its product is annotated as protein ABSCISIC ACID-INSENSITIVE 5. The record is from RefSeq and is a predicted model, not a curated record. NCBI's taxonomy places the organism in Eukaryota, Viridiplantae, Streptophyta, Magnoliopsida, Malvales, Malvaceae. Gene Ontology annotation, molecular function: DNA-binding transcription factor activity. Gene Ontology annotation, cellular component: nucleus. The coding region runs from base 1 to 1311 and encodes 436 amino acids. Gene Ontology annotation, biological process: positive regulation of DNA-templated transcription. The transcript has 4 exons.
AUGCUCUCUUUCUUUGUUCUCUUUGUUCGGUCUGAAUUAACAGGUUUUAGUCACAAAGAAAAAAGAAUGGUGGUCUCCGAGUCUGAGAUCGGCGAGGUCGAGUCACCAUUGCAGGGGGCAAAUCAGCAACAGAAGAACCACCCAUUCUCAGAACUUGGAAGGCAAUCUUCAAUUUAUUCUCUAACACUUGAUGAGUUCCAGCAUACACUGUGUGAUGGCGGGAAGAACUUUGGGUCCAUGAACAUGGACGAGUUCCUUACCAGCAUCUGGAACGCUGAAGAAAACCAGGCUAUCAACUCCAACAAUAACAACACCAAUCAUCAAAUCAACUCUGCAAAUAAACAAGAUAGCGAUCAAGUUCAUUUGUCUUUUAAUGAAACAUCAAGCAGUAAAGGUAUAGCUAAGCAGCCUAGUCUGCCAAGGCAAGGCUCGCUUACACUUCCUGCACCGCUGUGCCGGAAGACGGUCGAUGAAGUUUGGUCUGAGAUACAAAGAGGGCAGCAAGGACAAGGGCAGAGUAACAAUAGCAACGUACAAAAUGCUGAUGAGAAUGCCAGUACUCGGCGGCAGCCGACUUUUGGUGAGAUGACCUUGGAGGAUUUCUUGAUCAAAGCAGGGGUAGUAAGGGAACAAUGCAUGCCACCACAACCACCAUCGGUACUGCCUUCACCGCAUCAUCAGCCACCACAAUAUGGGCUGUAUCGAACGGGCAAUAACCCUACAGUUAGUCCAGGUUUUGUUUCCAGGCCUGUUGGCUUUAGUGGGACUGCAUACCAGACAAUGCCUCCAGGUUUGAAUGAUGGUAAGACUGGUGGUGCCUACCAGCCAGCUGCGCCACCACUAACAACGGUUAUUUAUAAUGGGAAGGUAACUGGUGGUGGUGGCUAUGGACCGGGAAAGACAAUCGGAGGGGUGGCUCCAGUGAGUCCAGUCUCAUCGGAAAGGCUUUGUACCAAUCAAGUUGAUAAUGCAGCUUCACAAUUCGGGAUGGAGAUGGUUGCGGUACGAGGAAGGCAAAGGAUCAUCGAUGGUCCAAUAGAGAAGGUGGUCGAGAGAAGGCAGCGUAGGAUGAUUAAGAACAGAGAGUCAGCUGCAAGGUCUAGAGCUAGAAAACAGGCAUACACAGUUGAGCUAGAAGCUGAAUUGAAUCAAUUGAAACAAGAAAAUGCCCACCUUAAGCAGGCUCUGGCAGAACUCGAGAGGAAAAGAAAGCAGCAGUGCUUUGAGGAAUGGAAAACGAAAACACAAACAAAAGCCCGGAAAGCUAGAGAAAGACUAAGAAUAAUGAGAAGUCUGAGUUGUCCAUUGUAAAGCAAAAAUAUGUCACUGCCAGGAAUACAAAGGAACAGGAAAAUAGAACACGUGGCCUGGAGUUUCAAUUCUUACAAA